Messenger RNA from Brassica napus (rape), 3399 nucleotides. RefSeq lists its product as uncharacterized. NCBI's taxonomy places the organism in Eukaryota, Viridiplantae, Streptophyta, Magnoliopsida, Brassicales, Brassicaceae. The coding region runs from base 1 to 3399 and encodes 1132 amino acids. Gene Ontology annotation, molecular function: nucleic acid binding. The transcript has 4 exons. The record is from RefSeq and is a predicted model, not a curated record.
AUGCAGAAACACCAGAACACUCAGCCAGCUACCUCCGCCCAUGUCGCUGUUCCGCAAGAUGAGACAAAAGCUAUGUUGCAGCAACUGCUCCAAGGACAACAACUCCAAGGGAAGGCUCUAAACCAGGUUACUACUGAGAUCAAUACCAGAAUGAACCAUAUGUUCAGCGAUUUGAGCACCAAAUACGACAAUGUCGCGAGUCAUAUGAGGCAGAUGGACAUUCAGAUUGCUCAGACUGCUGAGAGCGUCAAGAGGCAACAAGGUACUCUACCUGGGAAAACCGACAAAAACCCUAAGGAGUGCAACGUGGUUGAGUUGAGAAGUGGAAAGCAACUCUCUGAGCCGGUAAAGAAGAGGUUCACUGCGGCUGAGAAGGGGAAGCAGAAAGAGUCGGAACAACCACCAGCCGAUGCCCCGGCAGCUGAGAAGGAGAGGGAACCAACAGUUGGAACCAAUUCGCCAAGACCAGAACAACCAGCUGAGGCUGUCCGCCCGAUUCCAGAGCCUGUUCCUACUCGCGAAUACACUCCUAAAGUCCCUUACCCGGUUCCAGCAAAGGCUACUCGUCAGGACCGAGAGGAGAUGAAGUGCAGAAAGAUGCUGGAGGACCUAACCGUCCGACUCCCUUUGAUGGAUGUGAUCCAGAUGAUGCCCUCCAUGCGCAGCUUUAUGAAGGGAUUGAUCUCAGGAAAAAUAUCAGAGGAGAGCGAAUUCAUGACUGUCUCUAAGGAGUGCAGCGCAGUGCUUCAGAACAGGCAGAUAAAGAAGCGAGGAAACCCUGGCAAGUUCGUCCUCUCUAUCCAAAUUCUGAAGAAAAUUUUCUCAUGCUCCUUGGUUGAUCUGGGAUCCAGCGUAAACCUCAUGCCCUACUCUGUAGCACGACGUCUGGGAUACACACAUUUUAAACCAACUAGGAUGUCCUUGGUGUUUGCGGAUAGAUCAGCCAAGUCCCCGGUUGGUAUUCUAGAGAAUCUCCAAGUAAAAGUCAGGAACACCUCUGUUCCAGCAGACUUCGUAGUUCUAGAGCUAGAAGAGGAAUCCAAAGAUCCUCUCAUUUUAGGAAGACCGUUCCUAUGUACUGUUGGAGCCAUCAUUAAUGUGCGGCAAGGGAAGAUUGAUCUCCAUCUGGGGGACAUAGUCAUGCUGUUCGAGAUGGAUGAGCUGCUAAAGAAGCUGAUGCUGGAUGGACAGACCUUCAAGGUGGAUGAAGGGAUUGAUCCGCUACAACCUCGCGAAGGGAUGAUCGAGGAGAUUCUUACAGAAGAUCCACUCAAGCUUGCACUAGUAAGAGCUGAGGCCGAGCAGAGUGUCGAGAACGUUGACACAGAUGGGUAUGCUAAGAUGCUUGACUCCGCAAGGAGUAUGGGAAGAAUGGUGGUGACUCUAAGUAUGGGGGAAGAGAGCAACAAGGACGAGAACACUCCAACUGGAGUGAGCUAUUUACCGAACUUGCCUGUUCCGCCGAAUCUACCUGAUGAUCCCUGGAGCGAGUUAAAGGCUCCCAAGGUUGAGCUAAAUCCCCUUCCCAAUGAGCUCAGGAAGUAUCGUAAGGCAUUAGGAUAUUCACUAGCUGACAUACCUGGUGUGAUCUAUGUCAUAUCUGAUAGUAAGUGGGUUAGCCCUGUUCAUGUAGUACCUAAGAAAGGUGGGAACACUGUUAUCCCAAAUGAAAAGAAUGAAUUGAUCCCUACUAGAACAAUCCUUAUCCAUCUAGACGAUCAGGAGAAGACGACGUUCACAUGCCCAUACGGAACGUACGCAUACAGGAGAAUGCCAUUCGACAUGUGCAAUGCGCCGGCAACAUUUCAGCGCUGCAUGAUGUCGAUCUUUACUGACCUCAUUGAAGACAUUAUGGAGGUUUUCAUGGACGAUUUCAGUGUCUAUGGAAGCUCCUUUAGUGUAUGUUUGUCAAAAUUGUGCAGGGUUCUCAAAAGGUGUGAGGAGAAACAUCUGGUGCUAAAUUGGGAGAAGUGCCACUUCAUGGUCAGAGAUGGGAUUGUUCUAGGGCAUAAGAUCUCCGAGAGAGGCAUUGAGGUGGAUAAGGCAAAGAUCAAGGUGAUGAUGAGCUUGCAACCACCACAAACUGUGAAAGCUAUCAGAAGUUUCUUGGGUCACGGAGAGUUUUACAGGAGACUGCUCUGCAAAGAGAUCAAGUUUGAUUUCGACAGCGACUGCUUAGCAGCGUUUCACACGAUCAAAGGAGCUCUAGUCAGCGCACCUAUUGUACAACCGCCAGACUGGGAUCUCCCCUUCGAGAUCAUGACUGAUGCUAGCGACUUUGCAGUUGUAGCAGUCCUUGGACAGCGCAAAGAUAAGAAACUUCAUGUAACCUAUUACGCAAGCAAAACCAUGGAUGAAGCUCAAUGCAGAUACGCUACGACUGAGAAGGAACUCCUGGCUAUUGUUUUUGCAUUCGAGAAGUUCAGAUCCUACCUGGUGGGAUCGAAGGUGAUUGUGCACACAGACUAUACUGCUCUUAAGUACUUGCUCACAAAGAAAGAUGCAAAACCGAGAUUGUUGAGGUGGAUUUUUCUUCUCCAAGAAUUUGAUCUUGAGAUAAAAGACAACAGGGGAGUCGAGAAUGGGGUUGCAGACCAUUUGUCCAGAAUGAAGAUUGAGGACGACACAGCUCUUGAUGAAGAACACACAGUGGAACACGUCAGCACGAUUGGUCUGCGCUUCGCGGAACAACCUCUGAGCAUGACAUCCGAUUGUUCUCGCAUAACGGAACAACCAGUAGCCGCAAUCCAAAAGCAGUACUCUCACCUCCCUUGGUUUGCCGAGAUUGCGAAUUUCCUUGCUGCUGAAAAGCAACCACUUAAGUUCACUGGAAACGAGAAGAGAAAAUUUUUAAGAGAAGCAAGGCAGUAUGCUUGGGAUGAACCGUACUUGUACAAACAUUGCAAGGAUGGCAUAUUCAGAAGGUGUGUUCCAGAGGCAGAUAUUCAAUGGAUCCUACAUCAUUGCCAUGGUUCUUCUUACGCAGGCCACUUCGCUACAUUCAAAACGGUUUUAAAAAUCCUUCAAGCAGGUUUCUGGUGGCCAACUAUGUUCAGAGAUGCUCACGCCUACAUAGCUCGAUGCGAUGCAUGCCAGCGACUUGGGAACAUCAGCAAAAGGAAUGAAAUGCCUCAGAACUACAUUUUAGAAGUUGAAGUGUUCGACUGUUGGGGAGUCGACUUCAUGGGACCAUUCCCUUCGUCCUUCAAGAACGAGUACAUCCUGGUCGCCGUUGACUAUAUCUCCAAGUGGGUAGAAGCAGUGGCGAGUCCCACUAAUGAUGCAAAAGUGGUGACCAAGAUGUCAGCUCCAUCAUCUUUCCGAGAUUUGGGGUGCCUAGAGUGGUCAUUAGCGAUGGCAGAACACACUUCAUCAACAAGGCAUUUCAGGGCCUGCUGA